Echinostoma caproni is the source of this 417-nucleotide messenger RNA. NCBI's taxonomy places the organism in Eukaryota, Metazoa, Platyhelminthes, Trematoda, Plagiorchiida, Echinostomatidae. The record is from the annotation of a GenBank genome assembly.
CAACGUUUAGAAGCUCUCAUUCCACGUUCAUGCGGACCGGCCCAAAAAUCCAUGGAAUUUCUGACUGCUCUGGGUUCGGGAACUAGUGACCUAGUCCGCGGAUUUCGUCCAAUAUCUGUCAGACUGGACGAACUACCACGUGUGUGUAUCGCCUCGGUCGGGUUCGAGAUUGUCAGCAUGUCCACGAAUCCCGUCAGCCCGUCUGUGUUCGCUGUUUGUGGCACAUGGGACUGUGUCGUAUUGGGUGUGGUCGGUUCGGGACAAGUCUGUGGCCGCAUCCACGUCGUUGCCGCACGUCGAGAUCGUACAGAACAGCUGAUUAAAGCUAUUUGGCUUCCCGAUUCAAUCAACUUGCUCGCUCUGCUAACCACGCGAUCGGUUCAGGUAGGCCAAUGUUCACUUCGAUUCACACCAUAA